AUGACAGAUAUUGAUGAAACAUUACAACAAAAGUCAAGUAGCGAAGAUGAGGAAGAAGAACAUGUAAUAAAAUCAGGGGGACAUUUUGAUCCACAAAGGUGGCCAUAUUUAAAGAAAUUUCGUAUCCUUUUCCUUAUAUCCUUACCGACAUUUCUUACUCCAUUAUCACAUGUAUUUUUAUACCCCGCAAUGUUGGAGAUAAAAAGAGAUUUUAAUACUACCGCAGAAUUUGUAAAUUUAUUAUUCGUAAUCUUUUUCAUUUUUCAAGGAUCCACAGAAUUGAUAAUAUUCAGAGCAUUGCAAUCUCUCGGAAUUUCAGCUUCUUUUAGUCUAGGUGGAGGAACCAUUAGUGAUUUAUUCAUUCCAAGUGAACGAGGAAGAGCAUAUGCCGUUUAUCUUAUCGGAUAUUUUGUUGCAUUUGCAACUGGUCCAUUCAUUGGUGAAUUGAUAACACAAUUAUUAGGAUGGCGUUGGAUAUUUUAUGUGUUAGCAAUAUCCGGAGGAGUAAUCCUCUUACUAUUAGCAUCCUUUUUACCUGAGACAUUUCGACCGUCAGAAGGAUCACUUCGAUCAAUAAAGCCACAUAAAGUUCAAAUUGUAAGAGUAGAAAAUCCAAUAUCACCAUCGGAAGAAUCAACAUCAUUUAUACAAAGGAAGCGUUAUAAUCCUUUAUCACCUUUAAAAUUAUUGCUGCAAUUAAAUAUCACAUUAGCAAUACUUAGUAAAUCAGUAACCUUUUCGAUUAUAUAUAUACAAAGUAUAUUAAUUAUCGAGGAGUUUUCUUCUUUUUAUGAUUUGUCGAAUUUAACCAUUGUAUUGACUUAUAUGAGUCCUACCGUCGGUUAUUUGAUUGGUAAUUUUAUAACUGGAAAAUAUUCUGAUGUUCUCAUUAAACAUGAAAGUGAUGAUACACAAGUGAUAAAAGAAGAUAAACCUGUCUUUAAAUUUCCUGUAAUGAGAAUUAAAGUAGCAUAUUAUUCAAGUUUGUUGGUGCCUUUUUUUAUAGCAUCACUUGGAUGGUUAUUGCGGAACAGAGUCCACGUUGCAAUACCAUUAAUAAGUACAUUCAUAGCCGGAAUUGGAUUACAAAGUCAAUGUAAUGGUGUUUCAACGUAUCUAAUUGAUGCUUGUCCAGGAAAAAGCGCUUCUGCAUUAGCUUUAAGUGAAUUCUUUUCAUAUUUGUUGGUUGUUAUUGUAAUUUUAUUAAUUAGACCUCUAGAGGUUCUUGUUCUUUUAGGUAUUGGUUGGACCGUUUCUAUUAUGGCCCUUUUUAGUUUCCUUAGCAUUAUUUUCUUGUUUAUUGUAUUAGGAUUUGAUGCGAGGUGGAGAGGUGUUAAUACCUUGUAA
This is a messenger RNA of Funneliformis mosseae, 1347 nucleotides long. The record is from the annotation of a GenBank genome assembly. NCBI's taxonomy places the organism in Eukaryota, Fungi, Glomeromycota, Glomeromycetes, Glomerales, Glomeraceae.